Messenger RNA from Cooperia oncophora, 645 nucleotides. The record is from the annotation of a GenBank genome assembly. NCBI's taxonomy places the organism in Eukaryota, Metazoa, Nematoda, Chromadorea, Rhabditida, Trichostrongylidae.
AUGGUUCAUCCGUCUAUUGGUUGUCUUGGUACUUUAGUGAAGACGCAACCAAGAUUCGUCAGAUUGGCUAAUGGAAAGUUAGCUCGGAUAUCGACAAAGAAGAUCACUUCGCCGUUUGCAAUAGGACGUGCAGUAUCGAUAGUCGAGUCUCCCGAGAAUGCGUUUACUCGUGACACAAAAAAAAUUGUUCCUUCAGUAACGGCAGAAAGCACUUCCUCGUCAGAACCAAUCGAUGUCGCCACACUGAUCGGAUCCGGUUCGACAACGUCUGACGAAACGCCGCUCUUCAAAACGGACAGUGAUCCUGCAGUUGUGAAAGAUGAGCCCAUGGACGUGGAGGAAAAGCCCGAGCAGAAAGAGCAUGAAAAGCUAGCACCGCUGGAACGAGUAUUGGUGGAACCCCCAGCAACAGAUGUUUCAUCAAAAGAACAACCUCAAAAGCCGCAACAACCUGCACCACCACCUGCAAGCCCUCCUCAGCCUUCAGUUGGUGCUGUGUUGAAAAGCCUUGUUGCCAGUGGUCGGCAAGUGGGUGACCUCGGAAGGAUACUUGAACAGCCGCUGUUCAGUCAUGACAGACCGCCACCUCCUAUUAGAGAUUCAUGCAAAGUGUGCCGGGUUGUGGUUCCUGGCUUGAAAAAGUGA